This is a messenger RNA of Stylonychia lemnae, 2568 nucleotides long. NCBI's taxonomy places the organism in Eukaryota, Ciliophora, Spirotrichea, Sporadotrichida, Oxytrichidae. The record is from the annotation of a GenBank genome assembly.
AUGGGAAUUAAUACUCGCAAGUAAUACAUAGGUAAUUAAGUCAUCGAAACUCAAAAUAUUACCAUUCAAUAAUCGUAGAAAAAAACUUAUUCACUAAAUAACAGUGGAGGGCCAAAUAAUCACCAAGAAUAGUAUGAAUAUUAAGUUUCAUAACCCUAGAAUACUUAGAAAAUCUAGUAGAGUCCUGUAAAUUACUAAAACUUGUACCAAGUUCAUUAGCAAUUAAAUAAGAAAUUGAUAAGUUAACUGGAUGCUAGUUCAAAUAAUUAGCAAAUUUAGAAGAAUAAUUAGCAGCAAUAGUCUUACUAGAAGUAAAUUAGACAGCCAAAAAGAAAUUUGAAUUAUACCAUCUAGCAUGAGUCCUAAAAUGAUUAUUUGCUUCAACCUAUUGAAGAUGAAGAUUAAGAAUAUAUCUUUGAUCCGAAUAAUGAAUAUCGUUCUAAGUCAACAUUACGUUAAAAUUUACAAACCAAUCUACCGCUUAUUAAUAAAUAGCCUAAGAAUCGGUAUGAUUAAUCAGAAAGUGAUUUAUAGAGUAUUAGAACUAGAUCCUUAAAAAGUGAAAAAUCUACAAAGUAAAUGAAAAACUAUUCUCAGCAAAAUUACUUCAAUAAAAUGUAUCUUUACAAGGGUACUCACCGUGUAUCAAUUACUAAUUUCAAAGUUAGAGAUUAGCCCAUAUUGGCCUAACUUCCUUUCAUUAUUUUCAGGAUACAGAAUAAUAUUUAUAUUCAGUCUAAAGCAACUUAAGACUUGAUAAGAACUAAUUUCCUCAAUAAAAAUGCAAAAUUAAUAAUUUGCUUGCCUGAGAAACUUGCUGAAAAGUAUGUGAUGAUGAGUGACAAUAAAUUUGAGAGGCUCAUUGAGGAAAAGAUUUCUAUAACUAAUAAUCAGCUUAUUAUUGCAAGUAUUAGUAAAUUUGCAGGAAUAGGGGAAAAAUUGCAAAGAGAUACCAUAAGAAGUUUAAGCACUUAAGCGUAAUAUAAGAAAGAUGACUUAAUUAACCAAAAGAUUAAACUUAACUAUAGUCAAUUAGAGUAAGAUUACAAUGAUGAAGAUGAUGAGCAUGAUAAUCCAUUUAAGUCAAGAUAACAAGUAAACUAAAAGCAUUAGUCCUUUUAAUAAAAUGGAAAAAGUUUAAACAUUAAUGAAUCUAGCGUUAUUUUCGUGGGCAGAAAUACUAAACAGGAAUCAAUAAAGAGUGUUAAAAUUGUUAAAUUAGGAGAAAUAGCUAAAUAAGGAGCAAAAGAGGCUAUGGAAUCAACAUAAUUCCAUUAGAAAAAGAGAAGUUAACCUGAAAAUCAGAAUGAAUAAAGACUGUUACUGCCUGAUAUUAAUGUUCCAAUUUUUACCAAAACAAACUUUAAUGUCACUCCUGUAUCCUCCAAUAAAUCAAAGCUUGAAAAGUUCACUCCAAAUACGAUGGGUAUUGAGACAUUAAAUUUUACAAGAGUACCAAUGAUAAAUAAUGUCUCAAUAACUACUAAAAAUGCUAAGAAGCAAAAUUAUAGUAUUUUGGGUUUGGAAAAAAUAGACAAGUUUCAAGUAGAUGCAUAAAUGCAGACAAAUGUAUAAGAUGACGAAAAUACUAGUGACAAGAAUGUUUAAAUAGAUUUUGAUAAGAUGAGUAAUUAAAUCAAGAAAAAUUAAAGCAACUAAGAAAGCAAUUUGAUAGCAUCCUUAAAACACAAAGAUCAAAAUUAAAUAUCUUAAAAUAAUGACAGGACUUAAAACUUUAUGGGAGUUAAGCAACCUUAAGCUGUUGAAACUAAGCGAAAAUUAAGGAAAACUAUAAAUCAGUAGGGAUUGAUUCUUAAUCGUCAUUCUUCUAGCAGUUAAGAUGAAUCUGACUAUGGCUAAAUAACUCAGAAGUAUUUUAAUGUGAAGGAUAUCAUACUUAACAAGCCUAACUAAUAGUAAGUUAUGCAGUAAAAUUCAAACUUAAAAACCCCAGACAAUAAAUAGCAAAAAUAGUCGCCACAGCUUAACUAAUAGAAAUUUUAAACAUAAACUCAAUUUCAUUAAACUUCUUAAGACACCUAAUUUACUGGUUUUAUGCAAAGGAGAUCAUCGAAUCCAUCAAAAUAAAAUGACACUAAUCUUAAUCUAACUUCAUAUAAAAAUAAAGAGGUAUUAUCAUCACCAAGUAUGAAUACAAAAAAUGAAAUUCUUAUUUAAGAUGAGUAAAAAUAAAAAACUAUUUAAAGCUCUACAAUAAAUGCACAAACUGAUAAUACUUUAGAAAAACAACUUAAAAAAAUUACUUCAAAUAAAGCUAAGAUAAUUUAAAGUGAAAAGAUUUAAGCUAUGAUAAAGUCAAAAUAGAAUUCAAUAAGUUAGAAGCGAAUUGUAUUGAAGAAGGAUUAGAUUGUCACUAAAUACAAGCCUCCUUAAGUUGCAAUAGAAGAAGAAACCUAAGAAGAUGGUGGUUAUACGACAAGUUAUGAGGGAAGUAAUGAAGGAGAGGAUGAUGAGGAGUUUUUAUCACAGUAAGUUUCUGAAAGUGUUCAAAAUAAUUACAGUCAGAGUUAAUUUGAAUUUUAGUAAGAUUAGAAUUACAAGAUUUGA